AUGAGCAGAAGACCUGGACCACCGUCAAUUGAUGGCUUAUACUCUCUCAAGAUUGAUAAUAUAUCAUAUCAAACGGCACCACAAGAUUUACGUCGUUUGUUCGAGAAAUACGGUGAAAUAGGUGAUAUUCACAUUCCUCGUGAUCGUUACACCAAGCAAAGCAAAGGAUUUGGUUUCGUACGCUUUUAUAGUCGACGAGAUGCAGAAUAUGCAAUGGAUCGUAUGGAUGGACGAUGGGUCGAUGGCCGUGAGAUCCGUGUUGCCAUGGCACGUUAUGAGCGCCCAAUCGAUGAACGUAGCCGUAAUGGUGGUAGUAGCGGUUACAGAAGUAGUCGACGUUCGCGGUCACGUUCGCGUUCACGCUCACCACGACGUCGACGUUCCUCAACACGAAGUCGUAGUGGUUCGCGAUACAAUGGAAGACGUUCGGCUUCACGCGGUCGAAGUGUUUCACGUGACAGAUCACCAGUGUCUCGAAGAUCUGCAAAUUCAAGCAGCCCACCAGCAAGAAAUUCUCGAAGCCCACCGCCUCGUGAUUCUCGCAGUCCUGUAGCGCGUGAGCGUGAUCGAGAUAAACCUGAUGAUGCAUCAAAUGGAAAUGAUACUAAUUAUUGA
This is a messenger RNA of Brugia malayi, 615 nucleotides long. RefSeq names its product putative RNA-binding protein T28D9.2 in chromosome II, putative (gene Bma-rsp-4). The transcript is spliced from 3 exons. The record is from RefSeq and is a predicted model, not a curated record. The coding region runs from base 1 to 615 and encodes 204 amino acids. Gene Ontology annotation, molecular function: RNA binding. NCBI's taxonomy places the organism in Eukaryota, Metazoa, Nematoda, Chromadorea, Rhabditida, Onchocercidae.